Molecule: messenger RNA, 893 nt
Organism: Oryza brachyantha (malo sina)
Lineage: Eukaryota; Viridiplantae; Streptophyta; Magnoliopsida; Poales; Poaceae
Product: putative gamma-glutamylcyclotransferase At3g02910
Exons: 1
Coding region: 55-609 (184 amino acids)
Molecular function (GO): gamma-glutamylaminecyclotransferase activity
Source: RefSeq, a predicted model, not a curated record
AGCAACGAGAGGCCAUCACACCAACCGAACCAACCAAAAUCUUGUCGAUCGCGCAUGGGCGCGGCGGAGCAGCCGGCGGCGGCGGCGCCGGAGACGAAGAGCGCGGCGGCGGCGGGGCGGACGCUGGUGUUCACGUACGGGACGCUCAAGCGGGGAUUCUCCAACCACGGCCUCCUCCAGGACCUGGCCCGCGACGGCGACGCCUCCUUCGUGGGCGCCGCCGCCACCGCGGCGCGCCUCCCUCUCGUCUGCGGGCCGUACCGCGUCCCCUUCCUCCUCAACCUCCCGGGCGCCGGCCACCGCGUCGCCGGCGAGCUCUACGCCGUCACGGCGCGGGGGCUGGAGCGGCUCGACGAGCUGGAGGGCGUCUCCCGCGCGCACUACGAGCGCCUCCCCAUCUCCGUCCUCCUCGCCGAGGGCGCGCAGGUCGACGCCGUCGCCUACUACGCGCACCGCGGGUACGCCGACGACCUGUGGGCGCGCAGCGGCGAGAAGGGGUACCCGGAGUACUCGGCGGCCGUCGCCGACGGGUACAUCCGGCGCAAGGAUCGGCCGCAGCAGCUGAGCUUCCUGGAGCAGAUUCGCGUCUUCGUGUCGUCGCAGUCGUAAAAUUGAUCUUUUUUUUACUCCUCGUCUCUUAGCAAAACGAUUGGUGGUAGCAUUUGCUUGCGUGGGCCAUGUGACAAGCAAGCAUGAUGCAUGUUGCAGCAGCAGCUUCAGCUUAUCUCUUCCUCUUUGUGGAUUUGUGAGUGAUCAUGUGCCUUAUCAGAUCAGGCUAUCGCUGAUCGUGUAAUCUCGAGAGCGUCUGUUCGGCUGUCUUAUCUGCGUGGGUUGGGUAAAAAUCGAGUCAGUCAUCUUCCUGAAAUAAAAAUAUUUCCUGUCAGACUGUGAUC